AUGCCCAAGAAGCACAGGCAGUCGUUUGCCAAACCAGCUAGCACUCCUCACCACUCACUCACAUCUUCGGGCCGUCAUAAUGACCAAAUCCAACGGUCAGCCACUUCGGUCAACGACUUGAUCAGCCAUCUCCGUCGCACACAAGUGACCAGCUCCGCGGAACACGAAACACAAGCGUCCUCGUCGGUUUCACGGUCUACCGACUCCUUGCGAUCCGUACACCCAUCCUUACGCGAUAUUCUCGAACUUCCUGAGACCGCGCCGCCUCGUCCUCGACCGAACACACGGCGUACAGCAAUCGGCGGGCGCCGCGUGCGCAUUAUACCGGGGCCCCCGCCUCCUGAAAGCUGGCUAACCGAAGACAGCAAACGCUCUCAAGAAGAAGACGAUAAGCUGUCAUUGAAGGAGAUUCAAAAACCUAUAUAUCGUCUUGAGAGGCUUCCUGGUGCUAAAUUUCCAGGAGAAAGUAGCCUGAGUCAUGCAAUUCUCAAGUCUAUGGCCUCAAACUGGGCCUGGCACCUGGAGUACGAUGGAUCAUUCUUAGCCCAGCUUCCAUAUCACGUGAAGGAUGUCUUGCUCAGCUAUAUCGCUGUUUAUGCAGAUACAUCUCCGGGGUAUCUAUGGCGCAAAGAUGGACUGAUGCGGGGGUCUAUUGAGGAAGAAGAUAUAGAUGGGGAUGAGAACAUGAUCCACGAUGCUGCAGUAACACGUCUUGAUUUCAGCCGCGCAUUAGGAUAUUGGAUAUCGUUCAAGCAAAUCGCCCACGAGCUUCGUCCCUCUGCGAAGUCUGCGAUCCCUGAGUUUCAGCGUGAUGCUGAAGAGAUCAUACCAGCUUCUUGGGACGAACUAGUAGACUCCAACGAGACAAUCUCAACCGCCACUUCCAGCUUCCAGAAACUACCCAUUCCCAAAGCUCUUGAUCAGCCGCGGUUCCAAAAUCUCCGCUAUUUAUCUUUCGCCCAUCCGGAGCCGAGCUCUGCGAAAUGGGACUCUCUUAUUCACCUUCUUUCGCGGCUACCUACAAUCACUCACUUGUCCUUGGCCCACUGGCCUAUUCCUUGUCGUUCGUCGACCUUCCCUCGUUCUCGCGAGCCAAAUGACUCGUUCCGAGACAAUACGGUUCUGGCUGACGCUGCCGCGGUUCUACGUCAACUUGCACGCAGUUCCUACUGUUUGAAAUGGCUUGACCUAGAAGGCUGCAGUGAAUGGAUAGAGGCCCUUACCUAUCAAGGAUCCGACCCCGACGGACGAGAGUACAGUAGAGAAGUAUGCGGUCCAGAGUGGAACGGGCCUUGGAGAGACAUUGAGUGGAUUGGUCUAGGACCGGGCUUUGAGUGCCCUGAAGACAUACCGGAGGGCAAGUCUUCUUCCAGCGGUCCUUCUCAGGACAAGAUACAGAAGAACCUUCAAAGAGCACGUGAAAGUUGGAGAACGCGAUUUGAACAAGGUCACAAGACUUGGCGCCAGCUGGUGCAGAUCAGAAAAGAGAGCCGUGGGAAAUGGAUGUACACGGAUGUUGACGAGAGGGCUUAUACUACUUUCAUCCGAUCCCGGUCCUCCUGA
Penicillium maclennaniae is the source of this 1563-nucleotide messenger RNA. RefSeq lists its product as uncharacterized. Bases 1 to 1563 code for a protein of 520 amino acids. NCBI's taxonomy places the organism in Eukaryota, Fungi, Ascomycota, Eurotiomycetes, Eurotiales, Aspergillaceae. The transcript has 2 exons. The record is from RefSeq and is a predicted model, not a curated record.